Letharia columbiana is the source of this 666-nucleotide messenger RNA. RefSeq lists its product as uncharacterized. The record is from RefSeq and is a predicted model, not a curated record. The coding region runs from base 1 to 666 and encodes 221 amino acids. Lineage: Eukaryota; Fungi; Ascomycota; Lecanoromycetes; Lecanorales; Parmeliaceae. The transcript is spliced from 3 exons.
AUGGUAUUAGGAACGAGAGGAUGUGGAAAGAGAUCAGAUGACUCUCUUCCCGCCUUGCUGUGCACUAAAAAUAUUCCAGAGCGGCUCUUGAUCUAUCAUGCUGGGACUCCUCGCAUUGUAUUCGUGGGGUUUCUCAAAAUUACCACAAUUUUCCUCUUCACCGCAAGUGUUCUGCUUGUUGCACCUACAUUCUAUCACGACCCGAAACAGCCCGCUUGGGUUGCACCUGCAGUUGCUGCUGCUGGAGCCGUUCCUUUGCUCUAUGUGACAUAUUAUGCUGCUCCAUUUGUGGCUUUUGUCCACAUCAAGCUACCAAUAUUCGCCCGGCGGUCAACAGAGCAUCUCUUGAAUUGGGCACGGAAUAUACCGUCAAAAACGGAAGUUGACUUGACCACCAUCAAGUCGUAUGGAAGUCUCCGCAUUUCCAGGAUGCAAAUUUCAGAGUUGCGUCCUACCAAAGCUCGUUUUGGCAUUGAGAAUUUGAUUCGAGUACCACAUUUCUCUUCAAUCAAGAAGAGGCCAUGGUGGGCGCCCAAGGAGCGGAACCUGUUCUUCGUUGGCAGUGAACGAAGGAAGACGGUUGAGACUGCGGUGUGGCAAAAAGCUCUAGGACAGAUACGGAAUACUCGAGAAAAGUCCAAUGAAGAAGCGCAUAACCGAAAAUAG